UGGCUGCGUCGUUAACAAUGUCGAUUGAGCUCAAGCUUUCCCGGAUUAACCGAGUCUACCGUCCUUCAGAGCUUAUUGAGGGGAAGAUCACAGUGAAGUCUUCGUCUUCAAUCUCCCACUAUGGAAUUCGCAUCGCGGUCGACGGAUCUGUCACCUUGCAGGUUCGGGGAGGAUCGGCCGGAGUUAUUGAGAGUCUGGUUGGUGCUGCCAAACCUAUAUCUAUUCUCAGGAACAAAAUUGUUGAGGUUAGACCUGCUGGGAAGAUUGCUUCAGGCACAACCGAGAUACCAUUUUCCAUGAAUAUCAGGCAACCGAGAGGAGAGAACCUAGAACGGUUCUACGAGACCUUCCAUGGUGGAAAUAUUAAUAUUCAGUAUUUAGUGACUGUAGAUAUAUCUAGAGGAUACCUGUAUAAGUCAUUAUCGGCAACCUUGGAGUUCAUAGUUGAAAGCGAUAAAGCUGAUGCUAUUGAGCGACCUGUUUCUCCGGAGAUGGUUGUCUUCUACAUUACUCAGGAUACUCAAAGACAUCCGCUACUGCCUCAGCUGAAAUCAGGUGGCUUUAAAAUUAUUGGAAAGAUGGCCACUCAAUGUUCUUUAUCGGAACCAGUUAGUGGUGAACUAACAGUAGAAGCAUCAGCAGUUCCAAUUUCUUCCAUUGAUAUACAUUUGCUUCGUGUGGAGUCAAUCCUUCUAGGGGAGAAAAUUGUGACCGAGAAAUCUGUGGUUCAGACUACACAGAUUGCAGAUGGGGACGUCUGUCAUAAUAUGACUCUGCCCAUUCAUGUUAUACUUCCCCGUCUUUUGACAUGUCCUACAGUCUCAGCAGGGCCAUUCUCGAUUGAAUUUAAAGUUGUCAUAGUCAUAUCAUUUCAGUCCGAGGUAGCCAAAUUGCAUUUAAAAUCUGAUCCUACAACUCCCAGACUAUGGCUUGCAAUGGAGACUCUACCGCUUGAGCUUUAUAGGACAAGGUGAGAUGAGCAGGACAAAAAUUACAAACAGGCAACUCAACAGGAUUCAAUGCAUUCCGCCCUCUCAGGCCUUUUGUAUCUAAUUUUGCAGCUUCAUGAGGAAAACAUAAAAGCACAGUUGUACUCUGUAUGACCAUAUCAAAACGAGUCCAUAGCUGCUCAGGUGCUGAUCUUUUAUAAGAAAUGAGUUCGAAGCAAGAAAUCCUUGAUGAAUGACCUUUUUUACGUGUAUUUUUAGAAUUCUUUUGUCCGGACCAAUUGAUUUUUCUCAUUUGGAUUGUAGAUUUCUAGUUGAUAAUAAUUUGAACAGCAGCAUGCGAAA
Argentina anserina (silverweed cinquefoil) is the source of this 1292-nucleotide messenger RNA. RefSeq lists its product as uncharacterized. NCBI's taxonomy places the organism in Eukaryota, Viridiplantae, Streptophyta, Magnoliopsida, Rosales, Rosaceae. Gene Ontology annotation, biological process: intracellular protein transport. The record is from RefSeq and is a predicted model, not a curated record. The transcript has 11 exons. Bases 18 to 974 code for a protein of 318 amino acids. Gene Ontology annotation, cellular component: endosome.